Messenger RNA from Suillus plorans, 1350 nucleotides. RefSeq names its product GNS1/SUR4 membrane protein. NCBI's taxonomy places the organism in Eukaryota, Fungi, Basidiomycota, Agaricomycetes, Boletales, Suillaceae. The coding region runs from base 1 to 903 and encodes 300 amino acids. The record is from RefSeq and is a predicted model, not a curated record. Gene Ontology annotation, biological process: fatty acid elongation, saturated fatty acid; fatty acid elongation, monounsaturated fatty acid; very long-chain fatty acid biosynthetic process. The transcript has 7 exons. Gene Ontology annotation, molecular function: fatty acid elongase activity. Gene Ontology annotation, cellular component: endoplasmic reticulum membrane.
AUGACUUUUCUCGCUGACUUCCUCCUCACCGUCGUCCCAAAGGACUCUAUACCUAUAUAUCUUAAAACCUACAUCCCAGGCGAGACGCCCUUGUCGACAUGGCCCGUCGUCACCACAGCCCUUGCGUCGUACCUCGCUGUAAUAUUUGGUAUUCGUGAAAUCAUGAAGGAUAGAUCUCCACAGCGGCUCAACACCCUCUUUCGCAUACACAACGCUUUCCUCAGUAUUGGAAGUCUCAUUCUUCUUGUCCUUAUGAUGGAAGAAGUUGGUUCGAUAUGGCUCACAAAUACGACCUACGGCACAAUGUGUGAUGAGACCUCAUGGACGGAGAGGCUGGAAUUUUAUUACAUGAUCAACUAUUACUUCAAGUAUAUCGAACUUUUUGACACGGUGUUCCUCGCUCUCAAAAAGAAACCUCUUGCUUUCCUUCAUGUAUUUCAUCAUUCCGCAACUGCUCUGUUAUGCUUUGUGCAACUUAACGGCAAAACAAGUGUGUCAUGGGUUGUGAUCUCUCUGAACCUAGCAGUUCACGUCAUCAUGUAUUAUUACUACUUUGCGACUGCUGGUGGUGCCAAAAUAUGGUGGAAGAAAUACCUCACGUCCAUGCAGAUCAUUCAGUUCAUCAUCGACAUUGUCAUUGUUUACUUCGGCACCUACCAACAUUACGCAGCUACUCACUACCAUCACCUCCCUCACUGGUCGAAUUGUGCCGGCACUGAAACUGCUGCUCUCUUCGGAUGUGGUCUUCUCACCACCUACCUUGGCUUGUUCAUCAACUUUUACAUCCAAACGUACAAGAAAUCCGCCAAGGGAAAGAAGCCUACAGCCAACGGUAUUGCCAACGGUCAUGCGCAAAAUGGAAACGGGUGCGCAAAUCCUUCCUCUUACCGUACUGCACGUUGAUGUCCAAGUUUUUGAUAGCUAUAAAAAGGACUGAGCACGCAAUUCACAGCUUCAUGACGAUAUGGCCAUGCCAGUGGCCAAGCGAUUACCUAUACUUAUCUAGCAUCAUGCAAGACACUAAUAUACAGAAUGCAUCAACGAGUUCACCUCCAGUUCACCUGUCCAAUCUUUUCAUACAGCCUGUCGUUCUUGUGUCUAUUUAGCUACUCCCCGUCACCUUAUUUUUUCAUGGUCGAGUAUUUCUUUUGCAUAUCUCUUUCCUUUCGGAUCUUGCUUUCGUUGCGGGCAUGCAUGUUAGUAUACGGGUGUGCUUGGAGCUAUGUUGGAACGCAAAAGACAUUUCACGAACAAGAGUACCGUAGUAAUACCCAAACGAAAUGCCACUACUCCAUGAUAUCAUCUUAGAGUGAUUUGUUUUGCCUCGCGUUUUUAACGUCCCUCCAUUUG